Messenger RNA from Telopea speciosissima, 1824 nucleotides. RefSeq names its product CTD small phosphatase-like protein 2. The coding region runs from base 237 to 1745 and encodes 502 amino acids. Gene Ontology annotation, molecular function: phosphoprotein phosphatase activity. Lineage: Eukaryota; Viridiplantae; Streptophyta; Magnoliopsida; Proteales; Proteaceae. The transcript has 7 exons. The record is from RefSeq and is a predicted model, not a curated record.
UCGUUGGGUCUGAAGACUUCAGCUCUGCUACAUUACUCGUUAUUUAUGAUUUAUUGUUAUUUUGGACCGAUCGGAGCUACGGUUACUGUACUUCGUCCUAUACAGUUCUGUUUUUCUCAGAACAAAUUUUUUGUUUCAGGCAGGGGCUUGAGAAUGGAGCAGCAUGCUGAUCUUCAAUAGUACUCUUUAAGAGCAAACAUAGCUUAUCAUCUGGUUAGAGAUCUCUACUUGAUUUGAUGAUGCAAACCAAGAAGAAAUUACCAACAAGAAAUUCUACUCGAGAACAUGCCAGUCCAAGAAUAUCUAGAUCACAGAAGAAAGUAACUGAGAAUGUGCAACUUGUGGAAAGCAAAGUCACGGAGCUUAUUACAUCUUCUGCUAGAAAGCAGAGAUUUGGUGGUCUGCAAAAGAAAAGUAGAGAGCCAGUAGCGGCUAAAAAUUUGAAUCCUAGUCAUAAAUUGCCACAUGAUGGAGAUCGCAGUAGAUGCUUGGGUUAUAAUGCUGCUAAUGGUGCUCCGAUUGACCAUAAGGGAUCUCAUGAAGGAACUGGUGAACACACAUUGGAUACCAUAUUUUCGCCAGCCUUUCAUGUUCCGAAAGAUGGGGGUGUCAUUGCAAAUGGAGUAAGCUUCAUUAAGUUUUUCCCAAAUGAAGACCAGAAAGUCCAUCAGAACUCUGGAAUUGUGGGACCAGUUGAUACAUUCGGAAGUUUUGUUUCUCUACAAACUUUUAAUUCAACUGGAAAAGAUGAAGAGAAGAACUAUAGCCAGAACACUGGAAUAAAAGUCGCUACAAUAUGCCCUGUUGAGAUGGAUGUGGAUUCAAACAUUUGCUCUGAGCACUUAGAUAUGGAGAACAGUAGUCAUGAGAUGCCUUCUUCAGAAUCUAAUGGGGUGUCGCAGUGUAAUAAGGAUCAAGUUGUGACCAGUCUAUCAUCUGAGGUUUCAGCUAUAUACCUUGCCAUGCAGCAGUCGAAGUUGGAGUGUGUUAAUGAGCCCAGCCAAGAUUCAAUUUCUACUGACGUAUAUGUGGAGACUGAUGAUGUUGAAGAAAUUGAUGAUUUUGAUCCAUACUUGUUUAUAAAGAAUUUACCAAACUUGUCUUCGGUGGUUCCUACCUUUCGGCCCAUGCUACUUCCAAAACAAACUCGGAGUUGUCCCCGUACCACCCUUGUUUUGGACUUGGAUGAAACUUUAGUGCACUCCAGCCUUGACCGCUGCGAUGAUACAGAUUUUACAUUUCAGGUAAAUUUUAACCUUAAGGAGCAUACGGUCUAUGUUCGAUGUCGUCCCCAUCUCAAGGACUUUAUGGAGAGGGUUGCCAGCCUUUUCGAGAUCAUUAUCUUCACAGCUAGUCAAAGCAUCUAUGCAGAACAGCUUCUGAAUGUACUGGAUCCCAAAAGGAGAAUAUUUCGCCACCGUGUUUAUCGUGAGUCCUGUGUUUUUGUAGAUGGUAAUUACCUCAAAGAUCUGUCUGUUCUGGGCCGUGAUUUGGCACAUGUGAUAAUAAUUGAUAACUCUCCUCAGGCUUUUGGGUUUCAAGUGGACAAUGGGAUCCCAAUUGAGAGUUGGUUUGAUGAUCGAUCGGACCAAGAAUUGCUUUUGUUACUUCCAUUCCUUGAGAGCUUGGUUGGAGUUGAAGAUGUUCGGCCAUCAAUAGCAAAGAAGUUCAACCUCCACGAGAAGAUAGCUGCAGCUGUUUAUCCGUCUUUGAACUCAAAUAAAGGACUCCCUUUUGAACGAUGAGCCUAUAAUGUUUGUUGCUUGCUCCAUAGUUUGUACUAGUGCGUUAUACCCGUCCCUUGUGCUAUUAAUUCAUAUGUAA